Homarus americanus (American lobster) is the source of this 654-nucleotide messenger RNA. Its product is annotated as translation initiation factor IF-2-like. The coding region runs from base 1 to 654 and encodes 217 amino acids. The record is from RefSeq and is a predicted model, not a curated record. Lineage: Eukaryota; Metazoa; Arthropoda; Malacostraca; Decapoda; Nephropidae. The transcript has 2 exons.
AUGUGCCAUCGCCUCUUGGAGAUCCCCGCUGCUCCUAGGAUGACCCCUGGGGGCACUGCCACUGGAAUGUCUGCUGGCGGUGUCACCGCCCCUGGGAGAGCAUCAGGUGGCAAUGCUGACCUUAAGGAAGAUCGCUACGAACAACCCCCUGGGAGUGCCAUCGCUCUGGGCCAGCCCCUGAGGUGCCAUCGCCGCCCGGCUGGGCCCCUUUCGGUGCCAACACACAAGGGAGGGUCCCUGGGGGCGCCGCCAGGGGACCUUCCAGUGGCGGUGUGUCCAGGGGUCAUUCUAGGGACGGAGGGGGGCCCUCAAAGAGGCGGUGGCACCGCCAGGCGAUCUUGCAGGAGCGGUGGUGCCCCCAGGGGCCCUCCCAAGAGCAGAUCCUCCCUCACGGACCCUUCCAGUGGCGGCAAACCCUCCAGGGGCCCUCCCUGCGGUCUCAGCGACCCCAGGAACUCUCCCAGGGGUGUUGGUGCCUCCAGAGGCCUUUCCAGGGGCGGUGGCACCCAAAGGGGCCCAACCAGGGGCGAUGGCGACCCCAGGGGCUGUCCCAAGGCGACAGCGUUCGCAGGGGCUGUCCCAGGGCGACAGCGUUUCCAGGGGCUUGAUCGUGAUGUUGUAAAAAUUGCUACGUCCAGCAAUCCGCCCACUUAA